AGCCACCCGCUGUGCUUGGCAGGGGCCGGGCCCACGGCUCCUCCCCGACGGGAGUCGGUGAGGCCAGGGGCAGCCCUUAAAGGGAGCCGGGCCGCGCCGGACGGCGGGACAGCCUUGGAGCAGCCUGCCCCUGGUGUAUCCCCGCAGCCAUGGGGCCGCCCCUGUGCGGGCUCCGCUGGCUCCUGCUGCUGCUGGCCGCCCCCCUGGGGGAGCCGCGGCCGCCCCCGGCCGUGCCCUGCCCAACGGUAUGUGAGCCGGCGCGCUGCCCCCCGCGGGACCCCCAGCCCUGCCUGGCCGCCGGGGGGCUGCUCCAGCCCGACCGCUGCGGCUGCUGCUGGAUCUGCGCGCCCGGGGAGGGGCGGCCCUGCGCCGCGGGCGGACUCUGCGCCCACGGGCUGCGCUGCCAGCGCCCCGCCGCCCGCUCGGCCCGGGGCGGCACCUGCAUCUGCGCCGAUUCCCCCCUGCCCGUGUGCGGCAGCGACGGCCGCACCUACCGCAGCCUGUGCCAGCUGCGGGCCGAGAACCGGCGGGCGCGGCUGCAGGACGCGCCCCCGGCCAUCCCCGUGCAGACAGGCGGCUGCGGGGAGCCAGGCUCCUUCCAUCCUGACAGCCUGAGGUACAAGUUUAAUUUUAUUGCUGAUGUUGUGGAGAAGAUUGCUCCAGCUGUUGUCCAUCUUGAGCUCUUUCGCAGGGUGUCCUACUCAAGCCAAGAAGUUCUUGUGUCCAGUGGCUCCGGAUUCAUAGUGUCAGAGGAAGGACUGAUUGUCACUAAUGCUCAUGUCCUCACCAAUAAGCAAAGAAUCCGAGUGGAGCUCAAGAGCGGGGAGCAGUACGAAGCUAAAAUCAAAGAUGUCGACCACAAGUUGGACAUAGCCCUGAUCAAAAUAUAUCCUGAUACUGCCCUCUCUGUACUACUGCUGGGCAGAUCCUCUGACCUCCGUCCUGGGGAGUUUGUGGUGGCGCUGGGCAGUCCCUUCUCCUUACAAAACACUGUAACAACAGGAAUCAUCAGCAGCACUCAAAGAGGCAGCAAGGAGCUUGGCCUGAAGGACUCUGACAUGGCGUACAUUCAGACAGAUGCCAUCAUCAAUUAUGGAAAUUCAGGUGGGCCCUUGGUGAACUUGGACGGUGAAGUUGUAGGGAUAAAUACGCUGAAGGUAACGGCUGGCAUCUCCUUUGCAAUCCCCUCUGACCGAAUCCGUCAGUUCCUAGAAGAAUCUCACGACCGGCAGAUGAAAGGGACGAUUCGACCCAAGAAGAAAUACAUGGGAUUCCGAAUGCUUCCCCUCACUUUUAAUCUCAUCCGUGAACUGAAAAUCUAUGAUAAAGAUUUCCCGGACCUGAACUCUGGAGUCUAUGUUUUUGAAGUGAUUCAAGGAACUGCUGCUGCAAGCUCUGGCAUGAGAGAUGGUGAUGUGAUUAUCAGCAUUAAUGGAAAAACAGUCACCUCUACAGAGGAUGUAAAUGAAGCUGUUAAAAACAAUGAUGUUCUUUCAAUUGUGGUUCGUCGAGGAAAUGAAGAUGUGAUCUUGAAUAUAAUUCCAGAUGAAAUUGAUUAAAGGCUGACUUCCAUCAGAAAUAGUUUCAUUAAACAAAGUCAGACCUGCACUAUGUGUCUUAAGAUAAAGCUUAUGCUGUACGCAGUUUUUUCUAGUAUAAUGCAGGGAAAAAUUUUUCACAAGUAGUCCAGAAAGCAAUAUUUAGACACAGUUAAGAUUUUUUUAAGUGAAUUCUAAGAUACACAGUGGAAAAUAACAUCAGUUUGAUUUAUUUUACUUCAAACGCAUUUGAAAGUGACUAUUGAAGUAUCUGUGUUUUUUUCCCCCCCUUUCCAUAUUUAAAGGAAUUUAAAGCUAGCCAAAAAAUACUGGUUGUAGUCCACAUUGUGGACUAAGCUACUUCUAUUGUCUAAACUUGAAAUACUAUUGAAGUUAGAUGCAGAUCUCCUAUUACUGAGAAUUUGAGGCCUAGUCAAAUUCUGAUUGAAGUCAAAGGGACUUGAAUUCAUUUUGGCGCUUUUGCUGAAAGUUAGCUAUCAUUUGUUCUUUAUUUGCUUUUCUGUAACAUUUUGUGGAUAUAAAAAACUGACUUUGGAAAAAUAGCACUUUCCAGUAGAUAAGUUUUCCACAUGUAUAGUGGAAACAGCUAAACUCUUAGCUACCGAUACUUGUUUCUAAAGCUUUAAGAGUGAGCAGAGAUUUUUAGGUGCUUUAAUUUUUGGGUGCUCGAACAGCCUGAUUUUCAGAAAGUGCUGGGCACACUCUCCCUGGAAAUCAGGCCCCUUCACUAUCAACCAAAAACAGAGGUAGCCUAGAGUUACUAAUCACUCUUGGAAAUUAUGACCAUGCUCACUUGAUAAAGUAUUAAGAAAAAAUGUUUGACUCCAAAGGUGUGAAUGGAAGAUUAAAAAUACCAGCUACUUAGCAGUGCGAGUUCAUAAUGGUGGACUAGUGUAAAAAUCAGAUACUAAAUGCCCAGAUUCCAUUUACAUAUAUUCUUUAAUGCUG
Molecule: messenger RNA, 2507 nt
Organism: Malaclemys terrapin pileata
Lineage: Eukaryota; Metazoa; Chordata; Testudines; Emydidae
Gene: HTRA4
Product: HtrA serine peptidase 4
Exons: 9
Coding region: 150-1559 (469 amino acids)
Biological process (GO): programmed cell death; proteolysis; positive regulation of apoptotic process
Cellular component (GO): extracellular region
Molecular function (GO): protein binding; serine-type endopeptidase activity
Source: RefSeq, a predicted model, not a curated record